This is a messenger RNA of Annulohypoxylon truncatum, 2274 nucleotides long. Its product is annotated as Metallo-dependent hydrolase. The transcript has 2 exons. The record is from RefSeq and is a predicted model, not a curated record. Gene Ontology annotation, biological process: adenosine catabolic process; inosine biosynthetic process. Bases 267 to 1979 code for a protein of 570 amino acids. Gene Ontology annotation, molecular function: adenosine deaminase activity. Lineage: Eukaryota; Fungi; Ascomycota; Sordariomycetes; Xylariales; Hypoxylaceae.
CUUUGGAACAAUUACCACACACGCAACUACCAAACUUCCACUAGCUCGUCACUUAUCUUUGACAAUCUUCAUCGAAGAGGAACUAUAUAAACCGAGAAUAAACCAAGAAUCUACCCUACUCUUAUCUAUCCUUUCUAUUGAUCUUCUCACCUGCCUAACCAUUUAGGCACCUAUUUGACGUACCCGGUUGUACAUAUAGUAGGUAUCGUAAAAACCCCUAUUCUUACCUCAUAUCUUAAUUUGGAAAAUCAACAUCCGUACAAGAAAUGGACUUUGGAUCUUAUACAGAUGAAGAAUGGGCGGAAGUCUCAGAAGAGAUCCCUAAAGAGACCGACCCUUUCAUGCAAAAGUAUAUACAAGGUCGAGAAGCGCUAAUAGUGCAAGAGGAUAAGAAACGUAGCGAUGCAUCAUUUAAACAGAGCCUCUCUCCUAUUGCCAAGCGCGCCUGUGAUAUCGUGGCACGCAUCCGGGACGAGGAGAAGAGAACGGUAUGGACACCACAGCUGGAGGACUCGCUUGCUCAGGAGGCUGAAAUGACCGUCCAUCCGGGCAUGAUGUUCUCUCUGUCUAAGGAAAGGAUGGAGAGCACUAAGCUGUGGAGUAUCGUGCGCCGAAUGCCCAAGGGCGCGCUUCUGCACGCGCACAUGGAUGCCAUGGUCGACUUCGAGUACUUAUUAGGCGUACUCUUCGAAACUCCGGGGAUGCAUUUAGCAGCCGACCAGCCACUCACAACAGCUGGGGCGAGGGAAGAAGCUAAAUUGAAUUUUCGCUUCUUUAGCAAACCACGCACUGACGGUAGCAUAUGGAGUCACGAUUACAAAGAGGGGACGCAUAUCCUUCUAACACAGGUUGCGGAUACAUUUCCAGAGGGCGGCAAGGCCGGUUUCCUGGAAUGGCUGUAUGGACGAUGCACCAUCUCGCGGACGGAUGCUGUCUCUCAGCACCAUGGCGUCGACCACAUAUGGCAAAAGUUCUACAAGUGCUUCCGGGUCGUCGGUUCUAUGAUACACUACGAGCCUAUCUUCCGCAAGUUCUUACAGCGACUCAUGAGCCUGUUGAAGGCGGACGGUAUCAAUUGGUGCGAAAUAAGGUUCUCGUGGGCCCUAGACUACUACGUACAGAACAGCGAGACAGCCGAGACGGACUACAGCGCCAUGAUGACCGUCAUAGAUGAGGAAGUUGCGCGGUUUCAGGCAUCCGAGGAAGGAAUGGGGUUUUGGGGAAUCCGGAUUAUCUGGUCUGCGUUGCGGUUUCUCUCUACGCGUGAUAUCGUACAGAACAUGGAGCAGUGUAUUACGACCAAAAUGACGCACCCGCAUUUGAUUGCUGGUUAUGAUCUAGUAGGUCAAGAAGACGGCGGGCGGCCUUUGCGCGACUUGCUCCCGGAACUCUUUUGGUUUCGCAAACAAUGUGCUGAAGAGGGUAUUAAUAUCCCUUUUUUCUUUCAUGCCGGGGAGUGUCUCGGAUCCGGCAGCGAUACCGACCACAACUUAUACGAUGCCGUGCUUCUAGGUACAAGGCGUAUCGGUCACGGCUUUAGCUUAUACAAGCAUCCGCUACUCAUCGACCUUGUCAAAGAGAAAAAGAUCUUAGUAGAGAGUUGUCCUAUCUCUAACGAGGUUCUCCGUCUCUGCAGCUCCGUCAUGAGCCAUCCUCUGCCCGCGCUUUUAGCAUGCGGCGUGGCUUGUUCCCUGAAUAACGACGACCCUGCCAUGCUCGGUCAGGACACUGCAGGGUCGACGCACGAUUUCUGGCAGGCCUUGCAGGGCUGGGAAAACCUGGGGUUGGCGGGGCUAGGUAGCCUCGCCGAGAAUAGCAUCCGCUGGGCAGCAUUCGAGGACCAGACGGCCGAGGAAUGGGGCAGGGAUAUCAGGGAAGCGAGCACGGGAAGCGGCAUCAAGGCGCAGAGACUAAAGCAGUGGGAAGUCGAGUGGGAGAAAUUCUGCCUGUGGGUCGUUGACGAAUUCGGUGACGACUAAAGGGAAAAGAAGAAAAAAAAGAAAAACAAAAAGGAGGGGAGAUGUAAGCGUGAGGGGAGGGUCCUGUAGGUAGGUUGCCUUAAAACAAUGGCGGAGGCACACACCGCACUACGCCCUCUUAACGGGUCGAAGCCCAUGUCCCCGUGAUACCAUGGGGGACCUACCCACGGGCCACACCCCCCCGGGCCACCCCGUUUCUCACCAAAACACACACUUUUCAAAUAUUUAUAUCUAAAUUAAUUAAAGUUUAAUAAUUAUAAAAUUAAUAUUAAUAAAUAACGUUUUAAAAGUUUAA